Cotesia congregata is the source of this 2556-nucleotide messenger RNA. The record is from the annotation of a GenBank genome assembly. NCBI's taxonomy places the organism in Eukaryota, Metazoa, Arthropoda, Insecta, Hymenoptera, Braconidae.
AUGAAUAUAGAAACUGAUAAGAAAAACACUCGUAAAGCUAAAUCUACCAAAAGGAAUGCCAAAGGUGAGUCAAAAGACAAUAACGCCAAUCCAACAAGUGACAAGGCAGCUCCAAAAACUGCCAAGACAAGACCACCACCUAUCUAUGCUAAUAUAACAGGCAUUAAAACAGUAAUAACUUUCCUCACAUCUAAUGGAAUCGCAGCAAAUGAAUUUACUGUGAAAGAGUUUGACGAAUCCUACUCAAAAGUGAUACCAAAUAAUAUGGAUGCUUACACGCUAUAUAAAAAGCAACUUGAAAAGCAGAAAAUACAAUAUUUCACUUACACUCCUCGUCACCUCAAAGUCAAGACAGUCGCCUUGAAAGGAGUCAGAGGAGGCUAUGACGAAAUCGACGUCAAAAAUGCGCUGAUAGCCUUUAAUCUACCUAACACAACAAUAACAAAAGUGAGUAAACUAAUUUUCGAUAAAACCAAGCCUCACUUAUAUCACUUUCUAGUCUCAGCAUCCGCUGACAGCAAUCUGGCGAUGCUAAUGAGGCAAAAAACCUUACUGUCCCAAAUAAUCAGAUGGGAAAGACUCAAAAGACCAGCUCUCUUUAUGUGCACCAGAUGUCAACAAACUGGACACUCCAGUGCUAAUUGUAAUAUGGAACCCGCCUGCGCCAAAUGUGCGGGUCCACAUGAAACAAAAACCUGUACGGUAGUUACAGCAACGGAUAAAACGGCCCAAAAAUGCAUCAAUUGCGGCGAAAAAGAUCAUCCAGCCAGCUAUAAGGGCUGUCCAGCCCUUAAAUUAGUUGCCAAAGUCAGACUAAAUAAAAGAAAAAUUGACGAAGCCAGAAGGAAAAAAAUUAUGGAGUCCAUCAACAACUAUGUCACUCCAACUCAAUCAUUUGCCAACAUUACUGACAAUACUAGUUCAAGACACUUCCCAAGCCUACCAAAAGCGCGUCCAACAGCAGCAGGUGUAAAUUUUAAUAUGCAAAACCCAAGAACUGAGCCAGCAUCAACUACGACCAGACAAAAUCUUGGCAACGAUACAUCUCACCUAGAGAACCUAUUAAUAUCGUUUAAAAACGAUAUAGUUAAAGAAUUCAAAAAAUUGAAUGAAAAAGUUAACUCCAACUCCAGUAGAAUUGACCAAAUAAUGGCCGCAACUGAUAGGCCCAACUCCACCAAAGGUGGAGGUACAGCCAUAGCUAUUCACAACAAAUUAAAGUUUACAACAAUUCACUAUCCGCACUCACUGAAAAAUAAAGUAAUCGAAUAUACAGCAAUUAAAAUUAAAAUAAGUAACAAAGCUAAUUUAAUAAUAAUCAGCAUAUAUGCCACACAGAAGUAUGGUCAAACUUUCAUCAACGAACUUAACAAAUUAAUGAGAGAAUUUAAACUAGACAAUGCAUCCAAUUAUUAUCUAAUUGCAGGAGAUUUUAACACCAAACAUAUCUCAUGGGGUGAUGUUGAUUCAAAUAACAGAGGCGAUCAGCUGGUAGAUUGGUUAGAAGCCAAUUAUCUUCAAUAUAAAAUAUCUAUGAUACCACCGAGUACGCCUACAUUCCACAAUGCUAAAAUAAAAUCAUAUCUAGAUCACUGCUUAAUAGAUAUGAGAAUUGAUGUCGAAGAUCUAAUCAACGGUAAACUGAUUACGCUUCCUUAUGAUAGUGAUCACUGGGCCAUCUCACUCACAAUCUUCAUAGAAGUAGAGUCAACCGAUUUUACUCACAACCAAGAUAGUAAUCGUAAAGCAUUAAACUACAAGAAAGCUAAUUGGAAUAAAUUUGGAAGAAACUUACUGGAUAACUAUACAGAUGAAUGCUCAGUCCCUUAUGAUAGAAACUUGUCUAUCGAAGAGAUUGACAACCACAUCAUAGAACUAGAAAACAAAAUAGUUAACUCCAUCCAAGCAACUGUUCCCACCAUCAAGAAAAAAGAUGAUUACUUCAUAAAAUACAGCAACAGAAAAAUCAAUAAACUUCAUGCUUAUAAAUCUUUCCUCAUCAGAAGAAAAUUCAAAAAUAUACCAGUUAGUUCCCAAGAAAAAAUAAAAAUCAAAGCCAUCAUUAAAAGAAUUAACACUUUAAUUCAAAGAGAGUUCAAAAAAACAGUCACUGCAUAUUGGGAAGCCCAAGUGAAAUCUAUCAACUAUAAGAAGCCACAAGAUUUCUUCCCAAAAAUCAACAGAAUGCUGAGACAGAGGAAAGAAAUCAGUAUUAACACACUUAAAAUUAACAACGAUAACAGUCAACUGAACUCACAUUUUAUGUCUAAAUUCCCAGAACUAGUCAAUAAUAAUCAACUGAUCGCCACAGAUGCGGACACCAAAUUAUACAUCAUAGAAAGCAUCAACGCUCCUAGAUACUCCAAUUUGGGAACGAUCAACAAAAUUGAUAUUGAUAAAGUUGCUGAACAGACUAAAAAAUUGAAAGACAACAUGAGGCUCCUAAACAAGUCUUUUGUCGAAUUCUCCAACACCAACCGUGCCUAUUACCCAACUAACCAAGAUGAUGACUCCAGGUUUUUAUUCAGCUAUAUAGCUAUGUACAAGUUCAACUAA